ACAGUUUAUGCUCGAGUGCCUAGGAGCAUCAUGGUUUAUCUCGCUCUGCUGCUUCUUUGUCUCGAAGGAGCUCUUCCACGUACGGCAGGUAAGCGUUCAGCGCGCGCGUCACAGGCUGCCUUUACCGAGCUUUCACUCGCAACCCUUGCAUGUAUAUACACAAGCUGCUCAGUUCAGAAGUGGUGAUGUGCGUCUGGUCGGUGGCUCCUAUCAGUGGGAGGGACGAGUCGAAAUAUUCUUCAACAGAUCAUGGGGCACUAUCACUGACUCUGACUGGACCAGUGAAGAUACACAGGCUGUCUGUCGCACCAUGGGAUACUUCAGACCUGGGUCUGUAAAAUAUACUGGAGCAUACUUUGGGCAAGGGAGUGGCCCUAUACACUAUGACCACAUUGUGUGCUCUGGCAUGGAAUACAACUUGACUGACUGUGAGACAGGGACAGGAACAAGACAGAGCAGCCAUGACGAGGAUGUGGGAGUCAAAUGCAACACAAUUGAUGACAAUUAUCGCAACGGUGAAAUUCGUCUGGUGGGAGGACCUCACAACUGGGAGGGUAGAGUGGAGAUAUUCUGGAAUGGAAUAUGGGGAACCAUCAGUGAUGCUGACUGGGGUAUGUCAGAAGCUCAAGUUGUGUGUAAACAACUUCAACUACCUUCGGAAGGUUCAGUGCCAUCCCCCUAUGGUCAAGGCAGCGGUGUCAUUAGGAUAACAUCAGUCACCUGCUCCGGAUCUGAAGAUAAUAUUACACAAUGUUCCCUGUCAAUGGGGUCCUCAUCAAACCAUCAGAAUGACGUGGGAGUCAAAUGUGGAAAAGGUGCUGACGACAAGCAUGGAGAUAUUCGUCUGGUGGGAGGAUCCUAUAGCUGGGAGGGGAGAGUGGAGAUAUACCUCGAUGGAGAAUGGGGUACCAUCACUGACGAUGACGCCGAUGAUGUUGAUGCUCAUGUAGUUUGCAGACAACUUGGUUACGAUACACACUAUGGUUUUGACAGAAGCUACUAUCUGGCUCAUUUCGGAGAAGGAGUUGGAACGAUACAUCUCAACCUCUUGGGCUGCUCUGGCACUGAAUACCGACUGAUUGAAUGUUACAGUGUCUCUAGUUCAUGGGCUCACAAUGAGGAUUGGAGUGUUUCAUGUCUUAAUGAUGUUCCUGAACAAGGAGAAGUGAAGCUCUUCUACAGCAGUUAUUAUAGUUACUACUACAGGGGUCUGCUUCAGGUAUGGCUGAAUGGGAGAUGGGGAGUGGUGUCUGAUACAGCGUGGACAAUUGAAGACACAAAUGCUGUGUGUCGCCAGCUUGGAAGGAAUGGU
This is a messenger RNA of Geodia barretti, 1312 nucleotides long. The record is from the annotation of a GenBank genome assembly. NCBI's taxonomy places the organism in Eukaryota, Metazoa, Porifera, Demospongiae, Tetractinellida, Geodiidae.